Messenger RNA from Branchiostoma belcheri (Belcher's lancelet), 2760 nucleotides. Its product is annotated as atrial natriuretic peptide receptor 2-like. Gene Ontology annotation, molecular function: peptide receptor activity; protein kinase activity; ATP binding. The record is from RefSeq and is a predicted model, not a curated record. Lineage: Eukaryota; Metazoa; Chordata; Leptocardii; Amphioxiformes; Branchiostomatidae. Gene Ontology annotation, biological process: cGMP biosynthetic process; protein phosphorylation; receptor guanylyl cyclase signaling pathway. The coding region runs from base 35 to 2491 and encodes 818 amino acids. The transcript is spliced from 15 exons.
CAUUCAAGUUUUGCGGACUUGUACCGUAUCCUGGAUGCUGACUGGAUCUAUGAUUUCGCCGGUGAACAGAGACCUGCCUCGCCGCAAGAUGCUGCUAUUUCAACGCCUGUCCGAGGUUGUUGUUGUGUUGGUACUUUGUAUUCUUCCUAACCAAGCUGUUCUGGGAACUAACAAACGCUUUACUUUCGCCCUGGUGUUUCCCAAGGACACGGAACUGGAGGCGGUGACAAAAGUCGCCGUGGACAACAUAAACUACGGGCCGGGAUCCCUCCCCAACAUCAGCUUCAACUACGAGUACCGCAGCAGCAGCAUAGACGGGAAGUGCGACGCCUUCUACGGCAUGACGUCGUUUUUCAGCAUCUUCCUGGGUCCCUCCCAGACAUCGACGGUCGGGCUUAUCGGAGUGAAGUGUGAGGACAUGUGUAAGGUCAUGCCUGAGACCAUGACGCGACUGAAGAUCCCGUUCAUUUCUCCCUUCUGUUCGAGUCCCCCCGAACUGUCCGACAAGACGAAGUACCAAACGUUCGCGCGGACGACGUGGCCGCCCAACAAGACCACGGCCAUCUACACCCAGGUGGUCACGCACUUCGGCUGGACCAAAGUGGCGGUCAUCGCCUCCCAGGAGGAGUCGUGGCAGCUGCUGGCAGGCCACCUGACCAUUCAGCUGCCGGAGAGUGAAAUUCAGCUGGUCAAGAGGAUCAACGUGGCGCCAGGUGCGAGCAGAGAAACGCUGAAGGCGAAGCUGCGAGAAGCCGCGGCGCACUCUCAAAUCAUCAUCCUAUGCGUGUCGUCCCUGGUGCACCACGAGGAGAACGGCGGGGACGAGAGGCAGCUGAUGCUGGCGGCGCACGAGCUCGGGAUGACCGAUGGCGCGUUCGUCUUCCUCACCCUGGAGAGGAAACCUAUCACAGACCUGGCCCUGUUGGACAGGGCGUGGAGGAUGAAUGACACAGAAGACGGAAAAGCGCGGGAAGCCUACGUGUCCGUCAUGAGGCUAUGCUGGACACUGGCCAUCGGCUGUGACCUCAGCGAGUUCCAAAAAAGGGUCAACGACAAGAUGCCUACAUCUGAAGUUCACCUUCCCAGGAAAGGGGACGACAACGAGUUUAAAACCGUUGAGGACGUAGAGAGGCUGGUGGAGAUGUCGAACCUGUACAACGCCGUGCAGUUACUGUACCAGUCCUUACUCAGAACGUUCGCCCCCACACUCAUCCACACCGACGGGAGGGACGUCAGGGCUGACGAAGGCUCUGGGGUUCUUCCAGGAAUUCCAGAUGAAUUACCGGACCCAAAUGAAAUCCAGAUUAGUAAGAACAUGCGGAACAUGAGUUUUAUAGGUUUCUGCAAUGAGACAGUCUACAUGGACGAGGAUGGCGACAGAGUUGCUGACUACGCCCUGUUUCACCACAGUGUUAAACAGGUCCGCAUGAUCGCGCAGUACAACAAGACAGCCAGGCAGUUCCACAGUCUGGUGGGCGGGUCCUACCACAACUGGCCCGGGGGAGUCUGGCCUCCGAAGGACGAACUCCCCGCUCAGAGCGCCGCCAUCGACUCCAGCACCAUCGUGGCCGCCACCACUACAUCACUGCUGGUCGUCACCCUGGCAGCCUUCGCCGUGUUCUUCAUUAUCAGGAAGAAAAUGGUGAAAAAGGAAGUUUGGCAGAUGAUGUGGAAGAUUAACUACGAAGAGUUGACCUUCAUCGACUCCAGUCGGAAUCGGCACGCGCACGUAACACGGCGAAAGUACGGUUCCCGGCGGAUGUCCCACACGUCCCGCACGUCCCGCUCCAGUAAGUCGACGUCCGCCGACCCGUUCUGUUCCUCCUUCUCUAACGACCUGGAGAUGGUCGAACUGCUGCACGACAAGAAGAAGGUCAACGCCGCUCACCACAAGAACUCCAUGGUCGCGGUGAAGCAUGUCCCUCCUGAUGAGUUUGAGCUGACUCCUGCUCGACUCUAUGAACUGUUCCAGAUGAGUAAGAUUCGUCAUGAAAACCUGACUCCGUUCGUUGGAGCAUGCGUGGACGCGCCGAAUAUCUGCACCGUUAUGGAGCUGUGUACCAGAGGGAGCUUACAGGACAUUCUGCAUAAUGACGACAUCAAGCUGAACUGGACUUUCAAGUCUUCAUUCAUCACAGACAUUGUGAAGGGCAUGGACUUCCUCCACCGCAGCGCGCUGGUGUCUCACGGGAACCUGAAGUCCUCCCACUGCGUCAUCGACUCCCGCUGGAUGCUGAAAAUCACCGACUACGGAGAGAUGUCGGCAGGCUCGGGGGUCCGGGCACGGGCCAGGGGGGAAUACGCAGGCAUGAAGAUUCAGGCUAGUGAGGACUGUGCCAAUAUUCUACUGGGCAUAGGAGGGUUCCGCAUGGUCAAACGUGGGGAUGUUGAUAUCAAGGAAGGAAAGUCCAUCCAAACCUACUGGAUUUACGGAAAGAAUGGUUUUAACAAACCCUUACCGGAGGAGAUAGUUCCAGAGUUAGAGUGUUAGACGUGAGGAGGGGAUCAGAGCACUGACAUAAAGGCAGCACAAAUAGCACAUAGUUAUGUAGGAUCCCAUUGACGCCUUUCAAGUAUGGGAUAUGGAGACAAGGAGAGAUCUAACUUAUAGCAUACACUGCUGCUGCUAUACAGCGCGGGGUUAGCACAAAAGGAGUUUCUCUCAUCAUUAGUUGUAGGAUCUGGAUGUCCUUUACCUCAAUAUGAUUUAGCUUUAGCAAUGUAUUGAAUAGGUUUUUAAUGGAGUUAGUUUUCUGAAUC